This is a messenger RNA of Parasteatoda tepidariorum (common house spider), 3838 nucleotides long. RefSeq lists its product as uncharacterized. The record is from RefSeq and is a predicted model, not a curated record. NCBI's taxonomy places the organism in Eukaryota, Metazoa, Arthropoda, Arachnida, Araneae, Theridiidae.
UGAGGUAUUAGUGCAAGAUGAUAAGAAGUGGGAUCGAGUUUGGAGCACAGAUGAAAUUCGAAAAAAUAGCGCUAACUGGACUCUUGCUGGAGAUGUUGGGAUGGUAUCUGUAAAAGUAAACAACAUUAUGAAUGAUUUUCACAUGCUCUCAAAUCUGCAAUUUGUGGAAAAUCGUGUGUAUGAUGAAGAAGUACAAGAAUCUGUACCAGAUACAAAGCCAGUUGAAAAAACGAAAGAACAAAGGGAAGCAGAAAUGUUACCGAAAAUUGUUAAGGCACUAGAAUUGGGAAUGUCUGUUCUAGACAAAGCUUUCAACAAAAUAAAUGUGAAUGAAAUAUCCGACAGUGAAGAUGAAGAUAUGUCUUCUGAAGGUCGCACUAUACUGGAACCUAAGAAUCCAUAUGAGAAUCGUCCCUUACCAUUUAUAAUCGGCUCUGAGGAGUUCAUGUCUGAUGAAUAUGCUGGUUUGAAAGAUUUAAUACAAGAAGAUGUUGAAUCUUCUGUAGAAUCAGAAAGCAGUUCAUCAGAUUCCGAUGAAACAUCAUCUUCAGAGGAUGAAUUACCAUUAGAUGAUGGCAAAUUCUCUGGAAUUCCAACACCCAGGAAAGAAGCUGAAAGUAUAAGCGAUCGCUAUUCAUCUAGUGAAGAAUCUGAACUUUUUGGAGUAGAGAAAGAAUCAAACGGCUUUAUUUCGGAUUCUUCAAUAGAUGUUAAACCUAGAGAAGUGCAAAAACCUGCUGAGGAACCUAAGACAGCUGUCAGGGACUCGAGGCAGAGCUCUGUGUCUUCCUUGCAAUCCAAACUCAAUCUUCCUCAAGUGCUGCCAACACCCAAACAUGCUCAAAAGAAAAAAGAAAGCGAAGGUUUGUUUACAAAUGAUGAUGAAUUUUCUGAUGAAGAUUCACCUUUUCGAAGGAAGACUGGAUUGUUUGCAUCAGAACCUCGAUUUGAUGAUGAUAAGGAUAUGUUUGCUAAUGACUUAUUUGGAACCAAAACUAAAGAAGAUACGAAGUCAGUGGAAAAUCCUAAAGCUACCCCUUCUCAAAAGCUACCAUCUGCUGUGCCUAAAAGCAAAGAACCUGACUUAUUUGGAGACGAUGAAGAUAGUGACGAUGAUAUUUUCAAUAAAUUAACUCGAGCAAAGAAACCAACUCUUCCCAAAGAGAGCUUUAUAUCAACAUUAGAGUCACCUGACAAGGCAGAUAGUUCCUCAACUCCAUCAUCAGCACCAUCCGUUAAACCAUCGGGUAAUGCCUUUGAUUUUGGAACUGGAUCUGGAAAUGCUGAUGCUCUUUUUGGUGAUGAUUCUGAUGGAGAUGAUUUGUUUUCUUCUAAAAAGACUAUUACUACAAAGAAAUUUGAUUUUGAUGAUGACGAUGAUGAUGAUUUGUUUGGUUCAGGAAAUAAAAAGAAAGCUAUUAAAACUGAAGCACCAGAAAAGAAGAAACCUUCUGAAAAUGAAAAAGUACCUCCAGUAUCAGAACCUGUUAGCAAAGAAAAAUCUUACAAGAAAAUGGGAAUGCCUCUACCAGGGCUUGUUGCAAAGAAGCCAAAAGAUUCUAUAUUUGAAGACAGUGACAGCUCUGAACAGGGGGAUAAGAAAACUAAUAUUCUGCCUUCAACUCGGCCCACAAAAGAAAAGAAAGAAAUUAGCUUGUUUGAUGAUGAUGACGAUGAAGAUGAUAUCUUUAGUCAGAAACCUAAACUCUUUUCACCGGGAAAAUCUCCUUCAGUUAAAAAUAAACCUGAAGAUUCCCCUACAGUCAAAACUGAAAAAGUAGUUACGAAGAAAGAAACUCCUCCUGUGAAAGAAACUGCCCCCAGUCUAUUUGACGGUUUUGAGGAGGAUGAUAAGGCUAUGUUUCCUGUACCCACAAAGAAAGCUGAUACAUCUUUGUUUGAAGAGAGUGAUAGUUUUGAUCUGUUCAAACCAAAAGCUGUUGAGAAGCAAAAGAAAGAAACUAUCAAACCUUCACCUACAACAAAGGAUGAUACGCCCGUGUUUUCCUCAGAAGUUACUAAAAAAGCUGAUACUUCCUUAUUUACAGAAAGUGAUAAUUUCGAUCUAUUCAAACCAAAAACUGUCGAGAGACAAAAGGUAGAGCCCCCUAAAUCUGCCCCCACACCUGUUUCCAAACCUAGUGAAGCUUCUCUUUUCAGUAGUGCAGAUGAAUCUGAUGGGGCUACUUCUACUAAAUUAGCUAAAUCAUCAUCACCUGUUAAAACUGCUCAAGAGGCUGAAGAUGGUGUUCUGGGAUUUGAUGUCCCUGCAGAUAGUUCGAAAACAUUGAAUGUGAUCAGCAAAGAUAGAGUCAAAAUAGCAUCGAAGAGAAGAAAACCUACCAGAAAAGGUCGCCUGGCGGCCAUAGAGAGCAGCGAUACGGACAAAGUGUCUGACGAGCCCACAUCUUCUGCCCCAACUAAAAGCAGCCUUGGUCCCAGUGAUGACCUGUUUUCAAAUGAAGAGCCAGAAACUCAUCCAACUCCAAAACCUGCAUCAAUCCAUAAGUCCCAGGAAAAAAAGAAAAUGGACCUCAUGUCCCAACUCAUGAGUGAAGCAGCAUCUUCCAAAGUUCUAAAAAAAACACCCAAGAAAGUUGAGGAGGAAGAGGAGGAGGUGGUGGACAUAUUUGCCGAACUGGAUGGAAAACGAGAUGCAAAGAGUCAGUCCUUUUCUUUUAAAUCUCCCAUCGAAAGCACCGUCAAGAGCAAGUCUGAUUUUGUCGAUGACGAUAAACCAAACGAAGAAGAAGUCAGUAGUGUUUUGGUUUCUGAUGAGGCAGAAGAUGAUUUCUUUAGUGAACCCUCUUUUAGAAAAUUUAGCAGCAGCAUACCAAAGAAAGAUCCUAUAUUAGAUAUGGAUGAUGAUGACGAGGACGACCUCUUUAGCAUCAAACCAAGCUCUACCCUCAAACCGAAGACAGAUGCUUCUGAUGUUGACAUAUUUGCGGAUGAAGCUGACAUAUUUGCUGACCUGCCAAAAGAGAAAUAUGAAAUGUUCCCGAGUCAGCUGUAUGACGAUGAAGAUGAUGAUGACAUAUUUAGCAGCUUAGGACCAUCAUCUAAUAAAGUUGAUAAAUCUGCUAAAGCUACAGUUCCAGUUAAAAAAGAAACUGAGAAGAAAGUUGUUAAAGAGGUUGAAAAGAAACCUGCAUUUGAAGAUCCUUUGACAGGAUUAUUAGGCGGAGAUUAAGAUUGAAAGACUUUUUUAGUAAUUAAUUAAAUUUUGUAAUUUAUAAGAGUAAAUUAUUGAAAACCAAAUUUGUACAUUUGUGUAUAGUUUGCUUUGUAUAUAAUAUAAAUUUUGUAUACUAAAUUUUUAAAUUUGAUUAUUGUAAAAAUCAGCUUUGCCACUGAUCACUUUGCACAUUUUGUAAUUACUUGCAAAUUAUAAAAUUUGAGACUACUUAAUAAUUAUCUUUAAUAGAGUGUAAUCUAUGUAACGGGUUCAUUAGGCUAAUUGGAAAAUUGGGCUCUUUGCUGGGUGUUGUCAUUUUGUAGAUGUGCUAGGGAAAUUUGAAAGUUUCCAGUAUUUUCUAAUCAGACUAAGAGGUUUUAGGAUUAUUUUACUAAGCUAUCAUAACUUUAGGAUAAUUCGAGAAUAUAUCUUCUAUUAAAGAAGUUCCCAAAAAGUGUUCCAUGGGGUUACAUGGAAGGGUUCAUAAGGUAGGAUCUUUUUUUUUAAAUAUCUUUUCAUAACUUUGGAAACCUGUCAUUAUAUUUAGAUCUGAAAAAUAAUUCUUCAUUUAAUAUUUCGUUUUUAAUAGAAUUUUUAUUGUAAGUAAAAAAAAGGGCAAAAUUUAAGCAAAAUUAAUUUUAAUAAAUAAUAUAUUGAAUU